AUGCCCCUUCAGAACUUUUACAAAAAAAUGGGUGUGGGCAUAUUCAAACCUUACAACGCGGAGAGGCGAUGCCGAACCCUAUUUGACCAGAACCAGAGCCUCCAAAAUCGUCUGAACUCAGUACAGACACGUGAGCAGCAGAUAUCGAGUCAAUGUCGUAAUUUAUAUCAAGACAACUGCCGACUCCAAGGUCGGUUAACUGCAGAAUUGGCAUGGAAGCAGGGUAUGUCAGCUAAUCUCAAGCAACUCGAAGAGACCAACGUCGACCUCGAACGACAGUAUGAUGGUUUGAAGCGCAGAUACGACAAGAAGGUCCAGAGUUACAAGGAGCUGGACAAGAAUUAUAUGGAUCUAGUGCGACCCCUCCGUGUAUCCGAUGAUGAUCAUUCAACAAUCUACCGACGCCUAAUGCAUAUCAGGGUAUCGAUCGAGUCUUUGGUCCAAAAAGCGAGGGGCGAAGGUUCUGUAAACCUGAACAAACAAGAAGCUAUCGACUACUUCAGGGAAUUUCAGCUGCUUGAAGAUUUUCCAGUCGAGGAGGCUAUUUUGGACCCUUAUCAUCUGAACCUUUGUGCGGAAUCCGCAAUCAUGACUACAUUAAUUGUUCGGUUCUUCAACAGGCCAUUGGCGUGCAUCUUUCGCCACAGCAAGGAAUAUAAGAAAAUCAGCAGAUGGGUGGAAAAACGAGAUAGCAAGAUAGCAGUACGCUGGAGGCAACAGCUUUGCAUCUUGAUAGCUCAUGAUCCCAAAGGAAUGGAACGGAAGAGAGAAAGAGAAGUGAACGAGGCUGCGACAGCACUUUCGAGCCUAGUUUCCAGGGUUUAUCCGAAUCUGGACAUGUCGAUCAAGAUCAAGGAACUUUGCUAUAACUCUUUCAACCUGUCAUUCGACAUGUUUGGCAUGGAGUCAGUAAUUUAUCCUGUCUGGACUCCACCUGGCACACCAUUUGAUGAUACAACCAUGACAACGCCCCAGAAGUCGAACCCGACAGGAACAGUUUCACUGCUGUUAUAUAGCUCGACAUGUUACGACACCCAGCAUCAGGACUCGUUCAUUUCCAAGCUCACGGGAACGAAUCGCCAGUAUCUGCCCGAAGUCGCUAACCAGAACAUGAAGAACUGGAGGAUUAAUCCCAGCCCCGGUCAGGAGGCCGAUAAAGACGUGGUCCAGAACGGUACCGACAUCACGAACCUAUACUUCGAGCUUUCCACGGAUCUCUAUGAGGUACGUUUGGGAAAUGUGCGGCUUUUCCUUUCAGCCCGGGAAUAUUAG
Linnemannia hyalina is the source of this 1272-nucleotide messenger RNA. Lineage: Eukaryota; Fungi; Mortierellomycota; Mortierellomycetes; Mortierellales; Mortierellaceae. The record is from the annotation of a GenBank genome assembly.